CUGGGCCUGACAGCUUCCAAUCCCCUACCAACCCACCGAGUGGUUACCAUGACAACCGGCGACUCAUCUCCAGGCAGUCCCGUCAGCUUCCGGUAGAAGAGCUCAGCCACAUCCCGGCCACCACUGUCCCCGCGGACUGGCCGGGUGGAAGGACAGUUAAGGAGCCGAAGACACAGACUGGCUCUGAGCUCGACUUCCAUACCGCAACUCAAUCCCGCCCCAUAGGCCAAGGAUACAGUCUUUAUAGAUGAGUGGGUCCCCCUUAGAGGACAGGAUGAAGAACUGGGAAAUCAUGGCAGUUCUGGAGAGUAGACUAGAAGACAAAGUUUGGCCUGCCCCGCCUUGCGGCUCUGGAACAAAAGGACGCGCGUGGGCUGGUCCCUUAAGAGCGAUUUUCCUCCGCCUAAGCCAGCUCAGACCGCGGGAAACCCAGCGCCCACUCGGCCCUGUGAGGCUAUUCCUUCCCGACCCGUCCACCGCCUUGCUGUCACUCAUCCCAGGGUCGCCCAGUGAUUGGUCAAGGCUGGAGCCAGAGGAGGGUGGGAGAGGCAGAAAGCAGUCCACUAGGAUUGGCCCGCACGGAGCGUCGCAGGUCACGUGGGGGGCGACGUUUCGCGCCAAUUUCGGUUGGUCAGCCACAGUCCUGCCGCGCGGUCGUUCUCUGCUUCCCCGGAGUGAGAAUCUGAAGCCCGUCAACUGCUGCGGCACAGUCCCCGGCAGCGAUGGCACUUAAGGACUACGCGCUUGAGAAAGAAAAGGUUAAGAAGUUUUUACAAGAGUUUUACCAAGAUGAUGAAUUUGGGAAGAAACAGUUCAAGUAUGGGAACCAGUUGGUUAAGCUGGCUCAUCGGGAACAAGUGGCAUUGUAUGUGGACUUGGAUGAUGUAGCUGAGGAAGAUCCUGAGUUGGUAGACUCUAUUUGUGAGAAUGCCAAGCGCUAUUCGAGGCUCUUUGCUGAUGUUCUACAAGAGCUGCUGCCUCAGUACAAGGAGAGGGAGGUGAUAAAUAAAGAUGUUCUUGAUGUUUAUAUUGAGCACCGACUGAUGAUGGAACAGCGGAGCCGGGAUCCUGGGGCAAUCCGAAGCCCCCAGAACCAAUAUCCUCCUGAGCUCAUGCGCAGAUUUGAGCUGUAUUUUCAAGGUCCAAGUAGCAACAAGCCUCGUGUGAUCCGGGAAGUACGGGCUGACUCUGUGGGGAAACUGGUAACUGUGCGUGGAAUUGUCACUCGUGUCUCUGAAGUCAAACCCAGGAUGGUGGUGGCCACAUACACUUGUGACCAAUGUGGUGCAGAGACCUACCAGCCGAUCCAAUCUCCCACUUUUAUGCCUCUGAUCAUGUGCCCAAGCCAGGAGUGCCAAACCAACCGCUCAGGAGGGCGACUCUAUCUGCAGACACGCGGCUCUAAAUUCAUCAAAUUCCAGGAGAUGAAGAUGCAAGAACAUAGCGACCAAGUGCCUGUGGGCAACAUCCCUCGUAGUGUCACAGUGUUGGUAGAAGGAGAGAACACAAGGAUUGCCCAGCCUGGAGACCAUGUCAGUGUUACUGGUAUCUUCUUGCCAGUCUUGCGCACAGGGUUCCGACAGGUGGUACAGGGUUUACUCUCAGAAACUUACCUGGAAGCCCACCGUAUUGUGAAGAUGAAUAAGAGUGAGGAUGACGAGGCUGGGGCUGGAGAGCUGAGCAGGGAGGAGCUGAGGCAGAUUGCAGAGGAGGAUUUCUAUGAAAAGCUGGCUGCUUCCAUUGCCCCAGAGAUAUAUGGGCACGAAGAUGUAAAGAAGGCUCUGCUGCUGCUGCUGGUGGGCGGCGUGGACCAGUCUCCUCGAGGCAUGAAAAUCCGGGGUAACAUCAACAUCUGCCUGAUGGGGGAUCCUGGUGUGGCCAAGUCUCAGCUCCUGUCUUACAUUGAUCGUCUGGCUCCCCGCAGCCAAUAUACAACAGGCCGGGGCUCCUCUGGAGUGGGGCUUACAGCAGCUGUGCUGAGAGACUCUGUGAGUGGUGAGCUGACCCUAGAGGGUGGAGCUCUUGUGCUGGCUGACCAGGGUGUGUGCUGUAUCGAUGAGUUUGACAAAAUGGCUGAGGCUGACCGUACGGCCAUCCACGAGGUCAUGGAGCAGCAGACCAUCUCUAUUGCCAAAGCAGGCAUUCUCACCACACUUAAUGCCCGGUGCUCCAUCCUGGCUGCUGCCAACCCUGCCUAUGGGCGCUACAACCCCCGUCGCAGUCUGGAGCAGAACAUACAGCUUCCAGCUGCACUGCUUUCCCGAUUCGACCUGCUCUGGCUGAUACAGGACCGACCUGACCGAGACAAUGACCUUCGGUUGGCCCAGCAUAUCACCUAUGUGCAUCAGCAUAGCCGGCAGCCCCCUACCCAGUUUGAACCUUUGGACAUGAAGCUUAUGAGACGCUACGUAGCGAUGUGCCGUGAAAAGCAGCCCACAGUCCCAGAGUCUUUGGCUGACUACAUCACAGCAGCGUAUGUGGAGAUGAGGCGGGAGGCUUGGGCCAGUAAGGACGCCACCUACACUUCUGCCCGGACCCUGCUGGCUAUUCUCCGACUUUCCACUGCUCUGGCACGCCUGCGAAUGGUGGACACAGUGGAGAAGGAAGACGUGAAUGAGGCCAUAAGGCUGAUGGAGAUGUCUAAGGACUCACUUCUAGGCGACAAGGGGCAAACAGCAAGGACCCAGAGGCCAGCGGAUGUGAUAUUUGCCACUAUUCGUGAAUUGGUGUCAGGGGGCCGAAGUGUCCGGUUUUCCGAGGCAGAGCAGCGCUGCAUAUCACGUGGCUUUACACCUGCCCAAUUCCAGGCAGCUCUAGAUGAGUAUGAGGAGUUAAACGUCUGGCAAGUCAAUACUUCGAGGACAAAAAUCACCUUUGUCUGAAUGCAUGCCAACCUGCUCAUUUGAAGGUUUAUGCCUUAAUGGUGCCCUGGAAGGGAAGGAGAUCCCCUUUUUCCCCAUGCUGCACUUAUUUCAUUCCUUUUGCUAAUAAAGUGUGUUGAUUG
Messenger RNA from Castor canadensis (American beaver), 3004 nucleotides. RefSeq names its product minichromosome maintenance complex component 7 (gene Mcm7). Gene Ontology annotation, biological process: DNA replication initiation; DNA strand elongation involved in DNA replication; DNA replication. The record is from RefSeq and is a predicted model, not a curated record. NCBI's taxonomy places the organism in Eukaryota, Metazoa, Chordata, Mammalia, Rodentia, Castoridae. Gene Ontology annotation, molecular function: single-stranded DNA helicase activity; single-stranded DNA binding; ATP binding. Gene Ontology annotation, cellular component: nucleus; MCM complex.